AUGUUAAAUCAUUCAACUAAUUCUAGUGUAUUAGAUUUUUAUAAUUCUUAUCCAUCAAUUCCUCGUGAAACAGAUUAUUAUUCAGUAAUAUCAAUUUGUAUUAUUUUUAUUAUUUUUAUUUCAACAUUAAUUUAUAUAAUUGCAACUAAGAAAUAUAGUUGUAGUAAAGAAAAUUUAAUAAAUUUUGUCCAAAAUAUAGAAAAAUUACCUACACAUAAAGAGAAAUAUUUUGACUUGGAUGUUAUAACAAUAGAAAAUAAUGGAAAAUGUAUCUCUCAAAAAUUAAAUGAUUUUGAAAAAAGUAGUCAAAUAACUUUUUGUGAUGAUGAUUUAAAAUCUCAAUUAACUAUAUAA
Messenger RNA from Strongyloides ratti, 354 nucleotides. RefSeq lists its product as hypothetical. The record is from RefSeq and is a predicted model, not a curated record. The transcript has a single exon. NCBI's taxonomy places the organism in Eukaryota, Metazoa, Nematoda, Chromadorea, Rhabditida, Strongyloididae. Bases 1 to 354 code for a protein of 117 amino acids.